Molecule: messenger RNA, 947 nt
Organism: Acyrthosiphon pisum (pea aphid)
Lineage: Eukaryota; Metazoa; Arthropoda; Insecta; Hemiptera; Aphididae
Product: zinc finger protein 239-like
Exons: 1
Biological process (GO): regulation of transcription by RNA polymerase II
Molecular function (GO): DNA-binding transcription factor activity, RNA polymerase II-specific; RNA polymerase II cis-regulatory region sequence-specific DNA binding
Source: RefSeq, a predicted model, not a curated record
UGCGACAAGGCAAAACUAAAGAAAAACUUAAGAGAAAAAAAAUUUUUUUGUUACAUUUGCGAUAAAUCAUUUUAUAAUAAAUCACGUUUAAAAAAACACGUACUACUUCAUUCUGGAAAAGACCUCUACAAUAGCACAAAAAAAAAUAAUAAGUAUUUAAAACAAACCUUGAAAUUGCACACCGGAAAAAAGCCAUUCAUAUGUGAUAUCUGUGGUCAAGCGUUAUCUCAUUCAUCAACUUUAACAGCGCAUACAAGGAGACACACCGGAGAAAAACCAUUCAAAUGUGGUAUCUGUGAUCAAGCGUUUUCUCAAUUAUCAACUUUAAAAGCGCAUACAAGGACACACACCGGAGAAAAACCAUUCAAAUGUGGUAUCUGUGGUAAAGCAUUUUCUCAAUCACAAAAUUUAACAAGGCAUACAAGGACACACACCGGAGAAAAACCAUUCAAAUGUGGUAUCUGUGGUCGAGCGUUUUCUCUCUUACAAUCUUUAAAAACACACACAAGGUCACACACAGGAGAAAAACCAUUCAAGUGUGAUAUCUGUGGUCAAAGGUUUUCUCAUUCACAAAGAUUAAAAAGUCACACGAUGUCACACAUCGGAGAAAAACCAUACAAAUGUGAUAUCUGUGGUCGAGCGUUUACUCAAUCAACACAUUUAACAUCGCAUACGAUGACACACACCGGAGAAAAACCAUUCAAAUGUGAUAUCUGUGGUCGAGCGUAUUCUCAUUUACAAUCUUUAAAAAGACACAAAAAGACACACACCGGAUAAUAGCCAUUCAUAUGCGAUAUCUGUAAUUAAGAAUUUUUUUCGAUCAACAAAUUUAACAGUGCAUACAAGGACACACAGCGGGGAAAACCCAUUCAAAUGUGAUAUCUGUGGUCAAGCGUUUUCUCAACCAUUAACUUUUGUGUGAAAUGUAUCAAUUAACUUCCUAUAAA